CAAUAAUAACGAUGAUAAUAACGACGACGCCCUUGGCUAAGGCUUAGUUCGACCUUGGUACAGCACUGUACACGGUAUAAACGACGGAAAGACGAUUUAGUCAGUGAUAGAUAGACUUAUUAUUGUCCUAAUUCACCCACCGUCUAGUAUGUCGGCCCAGGAUGCACCUCCCGACCGGUAUAUCGUCGCAGAUGCCUUCCUGGAGGCAUUAGCAGAGGCUGGCGUCGAUUACCUCUUCACCGUUCUCGGAUCAGACCAUCCAAGCAUCAUCGAAGCGUACGUUCGACGACAGAAGCAUGAGCCUCGCAAGCAAUUUCCCCAGAUGCUGCUCUUCCAGCACGAGGUGAGUCCCUUGAAACAACAGUGGGAGAAAUGCCUUGCGCUGAGUUUCUCAUCAAGUUUGCCGCCAUGUCGGCUGCCGAUGGCUACGCCAGAAUCACUCAUAAGCCCGCAUGUGUCAUCGCUCACGUCGACGUCGGCACCGCAGCGCUGGGGCAAGGAUUGCACAACGCCUCCAGCGGUCGUUCCCCCGUCGUCGUCUUUGCAGGGGUUGCGCCUUCAACGUUUCUCGGUGAAGCCCCCGGAUCCCGCUCGGAACAUGUCCAGUGGUACCAGGAUGUGCCGAACCAGGCAGCCCUUCUGGCGCCGUAUAGUCGGUAUACGGCCGAGAUCAAGUGCGCCUGGAAUGUCCAGACGGUGGUGCAUCGCGCGGUGCUGAUGGCGACCACGGGCUCACCGGGUCCCGUUUAUUUAACUGCCACGAGAGAGAUCCUGGCGACUCCGAUUGACAGCCUGGCGCCACGCCCUACGCCGGUCCCUUCGUGCAGAUUAGGAGCCUUGUCUGCGGACGCGGUCCAGCUCAUCGGACGGUCUUUGCUCGAGGCGACUGCUCCCUUGGUCAUCACCGGCUACCUGGGACGGAAUCACCAAGCCGUGAAGACGCUGGUCUCACUGGCUGACCUGCUGAAAGGAAUCCAAGUCUUCGACUCGGAGCUUCGAGAGUGUUGCUUCCCGGCUGACCAUCCCGCAUGGGUGAGCAGGGGAACCGGCGCAGCCAAAGCCGUGCAGACGGCCGAUGUGAUUCUAGUAGUCGACGCCGAUGUCCCCUGGAUACCCACCAGAGUCAGGCCGUCCGCUACAGCACGCAUCUUUCACAUCGACCUGGAUCCCAGGAAGGAGAUGAUGAAUCUGUUCGAUAUCGGUUCCACGGCUACCUUCCAUGCGGACAGUGGUGCCGCCUUGCGCCAGAUCUACGAUUAUAUCUCUAGUUCCCAUGAGCUCCUCGCGGUGAAGGAAGCCAUUCGGGAAGAACGGUGGGAGGCGCUGAAGAAGUCCCAUGCAGAAGGUAAAAGGGCCAUCGAUGCCCGCGCGGCGAGGAUCAACGACACGCCUGACGUGCCCUGUAGCGUUGACUAUCUCUGCAAUAAAAUACGACACCUGGUGCCGGCCAACACUAUCUUCGUGACGGACUCGGUCACUAACCAAGUCCCCAUGACAGAGCAGCUCCAACUCUCCCGUCCAGGCUCCCACCUCACAAAGGGGGGAAGCGGACUCGGCUGGGCCGGAGGCGCCGCCAUUGGAGUCAAACUUGCAACGGCCCUAUACGACAUCUCAGACCGGCCUCACCUCCGACGAAGGCUCCCAGAUGAACAUGAGAAGGAAGGUGACCCAUUCGUCUGCAGCAUAACCGGAGACGGAAGCUUCAUCUUCUCUGUCCCGACGGCAGUCUACUGGGCCAGCCAUCGACACGGCUGUCCCUUCUUGACCGUGAUUCUAAACAAUGGUGGUUGGAAGGCGACGCGGACCUGUCUGGCGGAUGUGCAUCCGCGGGGUGUGGCAACGAAGCUGUCGAAUGCCGAUCUGGGCAUCUCCCUGGAGGAGGAAGGUCCGGAUUACGGAGAGGUGGCUAAGGCGGCGGCGAAUGGAUAUCUCUGGACGAGAAAGGUUGCCAAGGUGGGUGAUUUAGAGGGAGCCUUGCGUGAGGCGAUACGCGUUGUGGUCGAGGAGAGGAUAUCUGCUGUACUAGAUGUGAUUGUGAGGUGA
Monascus purpureus is the source of this 2043-nucleotide messenger RNA. The record is from the annotation of a GenBank genome assembly. NCBI's taxonomy places the organism in Eukaryota, Fungi, Ascomycota, Eurotiomycetes, Eurotiales, Aspergillaceae.